AUGGGCUCCAUUGAUCAGACCGUGCAAACCAAUCCAGUGUUCGAGAAAUAUGGCCUCCCCGUGGAUACUCGCCUUGGGAGUAAUACCCCAGGGCCUCAUCCUGCCUCAGUAACUAGACCAGUCCAACAUGCCGAACUCAACAAACCAUCCGACCGGGGCUAUACGGUUCACAGUCAUCUGAUCAACGAGCCUCCACUAGGGAAACCGUUCAAGAUAAUCAUGAUGGGAGCGGGAGCAUCGGGGAUCGACUUUCUCCAUUAUGCCCCAUCGGCGCUAGCCGGACUGGAUGUGGAGAUCGUGUGCUACGAGAAGAAUGCAGAUAUCGGGGGUACUUGGUACGAGAAUCGGUACCCAGGAUGUGCGUGUGAUGUGCCUAGCAUCGCCUAUUCGUUCCCGUGGCGUCCAAACCCAAACUGGUCGAGUUUCUAUUCGAGUGCAAAGGAUAUUUGGGAGUAUCUGAAGCAAAUCGUCGUCGAAGAAGACAUGAUGGAGUAUAUCACGCUAAACACCCGCGUGGUAUCAGCAGUUUGGAACGAGGAAAAGAGUAAAUGGGUGGUCAAGGUGCAACAAGAUACGCCAUGCGUAAAGGAGUGGGAGGAUGAGUGUGAUGUCUUGAUAAACGGAGCUGGCUUCCUGAACUCUUGGAAAUGGCCUGACACCCCGGGACUACGCUCCUUUCAAGGAACCCUGUGCCACACAGCAGCCUACCCCGAGGGACUGGAUCUGAAGGACAAGCGUGUAGCAGUGAUCGGAUCGGGCAGUUCAGGCGUUCAGGUCGUUCCCUCAAUCCUCAGUGACGUCUCACACCUCUACACCUGGGUGCGAACCCCAAUCUGGAUCACAGCUGCUUUUGCGCAACGCUACGCCGGGAAAGACGGUCGGAACUUUGACUAUACUCCAGAACAGAAGAGCGACUUCAACAAAGAUCCCGAGAUGUACCACCGAUACCACAAGUCAGUAGAGCAUGAGCUCAACCAACGCGCCAAACUCACACUCCGCAACACCGCUGAGUCUGACGAAGCGAAUGCUUCCUCCUACAAGAGCAUGUCCGACAAACUCGCACCAAAACCCUACGUCAAGGACGCCCUAAUCCCCAAGACCUUCAACGUAGGCUGCCGGCGCCCAACUCCAGGCACAGGCUAUCUAGAAGCGCUCGCGUCCGACAAGACAACCGUCUUCACAGAACGGAUCCAAUCGAUCACACCGAAAGGUUUCAUCGACUCCGCAACAGGAACUGAACAUGAGAUAGACGUCAUCAUCUGCGCCACCGGUUUCGACACAUCGUUUCGACCCCGAUACCCGAUCAUCGGGUUAGACGGCGUUAAUCUGGCGGACAAAUGGAAAGAUGCUCCGACCAGUUACUUGACAGUUAGCAUCGACGGAUUCCCAAACUACUUCAUGUACGGAGGUCCCUUUACGCCUGCGGCACAUGGGUCCAUUCUCCCCAUCAUUUCCCAUGUGACGAACCACUUCAUCCAGAUCGUCCAGCGUAUGCGGAGAGAGCAUAUCCGGCGACUCAGUCCUAAGGAGUCCGCAGUGCGCGACUUUGUCGAGCACGCUCGGACAUACUUCCCACGCACGUGUUGGUCUGAUCCUUGUUCUAGCUGGUUCAAGCAGGGCAAGGUUGAUGGCCCGAUUACCAUCUGGCCUGGAUCUCGGUUGGCCUUUUUCGAAGCACUGAAUACACCUACACUGAGUGACUACGAGAUUGAAUAUUGGAGUGGAAAUAGAUUUGGGUACUUGGGAUGUGGAUUCGUUGAUGUGGAGUUCUCCGGGGGUAAUAUUACCUGGUAUCUGGAUCGGUACUCGGAUAAUGAGGAAUGGAGGAAAAAUGGGGUUUGGUACGAUAAGGAGCAGAAGGAAUUUGCGCAUAUAAGCGAGAAGGCAUGUUCUAGCUAA
This is a messenger RNA of Aspergillus luchuensis, 1899 nucleotides long. RefSeq names its product flavin-containing monooxygenase. The record is from RefSeq and is a predicted model, not a curated record. Lineage: Eukaryota; Fungi; Ascomycota; Eurotiomycetes; Eurotiales; Aspergillaceae. Bases 1 to 1899 code for a protein of 632 amino acids. The transcript has 4 exons. Gene Ontology annotation, molecular function: flavin adenine dinucleotide binding; N,N-dimethylaniline monooxygenase activity; NADP binding.